GCUACCAGGUGGAACGUCACGUCCUAAUGUUCCGACGGAAUGUUUUCAGUGUGACACCACAACAUGGAACGUGAAGACAGAAUCACACCGAGCCGCGAAGACUGUGUUUAUACCAGCUGUUACUGUGAAGAAAAUGUUUGGAAACUCUGUGAAUUUGUCCGAUCGGAAAGAACCGCACCGCUGGAAGAAUUGUUUGUGGUUUUCAUCUCAAAUGAGAACCGGAAGGUUCCUUUGUGGAAGCAGAGGUCUGGACAUGGAGAGCAGCCAGUUAUCUGGGAUUACCACGUUGUGAUGCUGCAGGUUAGACGUCAUUCUUCUCUAGUUUAUGAUCUGGACACAGAGCUGUCGUUUCCCUGCAGCCUUAAACUGUAUGCUGCCCAGGCCUUGCGCUCGGACCGCACCAUUCAACCUACAUACCACAGGAUGUUGCGAGUUAUCCCUGCUGACAGCUUCCUUUUGAACUUUGCAUCGGAUCGAUCGCACAUGAAGAAGUCUGACGGAUCGUGGGGAAUGCCCCCCCCACUCUAUCCCCCCAUACAAACCACAGAGUGUCAGAUGAACCUAGAAGACUUCAUAAGUAUGAAACCUGCUGUUGGCUGGGGGGAAGUCUUCAGUCUGGAUCACUUCCUGCUACAACACACGGGGGACUCUUCUUCGUCAUCUUCAUCAGCACUAGCUUCAUCAUAGUCUUCUACUGCAUUGGCUUUUCAAUCAUCUGCUUCAUUAUUAUAAUGGUUAUUAUUAAGAUUAGGAUUAUUAUUAUGAUAAGUAUAUUAUUAAUAUCAUUAUUAGAAUCAUUAUUAUUAUGAUAAUGUAAUUAUUACAAUAUUAUCAUUCUAAUUAUUAUUAUUAUUAGUUAUACGAUUAUCGUAUCAUAUUUCUAUUAUCACUAUUAUUAUGAUUUUUAGUACAUUAGUUAUAAUAGUGUUUCAAUGUUAUUGGGAUUGUUAUGUUAUAAUUAUUAUUAUGGUGAAUAGGUGCUGUAUGAAUAAAUUAAGUGUUAUCGU
This is a messenger RNA of Gasterosteus aculeatus aculeatus (three-spined stickleback), 1007 nucleotides long. It is a transcript of the gene ntaq1, whose product is annotated as N-terminal glutamine amidase 1. The record is from RefSeq and is a predicted model, not a curated record. Gene Ontology annotation, molecular function: protein-N-terminal asparagine amidohydrolase activity; protein-N-terminal glutamine amidohydrolase activity. Lineage: Eukaryota; Metazoa; Chordata; Actinopteri; Perciformes; Gasterosteidae. Gene Ontology annotation, cellular component: nucleus; cytosol.